This is a messenger RNA of Terrapene triunguis (Three-toed box turtle), 4910 nucleotides long. Its product is annotated as phosphatidylinositol 4-phosphate 3-kinase C2 domain-containing subunit beta-like. Bases 6 to 4910 code for a protein of 1634 amino acids. The transcript has 32 exons. The record is from RefSeq and is a predicted model, not a curated record. Gene Ontology annotation, cellular component: cytoplasm; plasma membrane; phosphatidylinositol 3-kinase complex. Gene Ontology annotation, biological process: cell migration; phosphatidylinositol 3-kinase/protein kinase B signal transduction; phosphatidylinositol-mediated signaling. NCBI's taxonomy places the organism in Eukaryota, Metazoa, Chordata, Testudines, Emydidae. Gene Ontology annotation, molecular function: phosphatidylinositol binding; 1-phosphatidylinositol-3-kinase activity; 1-phosphatidylinositol-4-phosphate 3-kinase activity.
GAGAGAUGUCUGCGACCAGAGGCAAUGGAGAGCACUGGAAGUCUUUGGAGUCAGUGGGGAUCAGCCCGAAGGAGCUGGCUCUGGCUGAAGCCCUGCAGAUGGAGUAUGACGCUCUGUCCCGCCUGAGGCAGGACAAGGAGGAGAGUCAGGCCAAGCAAAACAAUGACCGCUCCCUCAUUUCCUGGGAUGACCCAGCUCUGGAUUACAACAAACCUGCUGUCAGGAACGACUGCCACAGCAUCAAAUUAAUGCGAGGUCUCUCUGGCUCGGACCCCACCCUCAACUACAACUCCCUCUCAGUUCAAGGGUGCUCGAGAGCUCCUGGCACCAACAACUCUACCUCAUCUGUCCCGCCACCUGAGCUGGAGAACCAGCCUUGGCUGAAGGGCCCUCUCGCCAGUGACUACCUGUACAUCUUUGAUGGCUCGGGGGAAGACUUCCUCAGCGAGCCACUCAACGGGACCUCGGGCCAAGAUGGCUCCCCCAAGAAGCUCUCUCCUCCCCCGCUACCCCCUCGCCUCUCCAUCUGGAACUCCUCUGAGGUGAAUCACUCUUCCCUCAAAAGCUCCUCACUAUCCUACAAAGGGCCCCAGCCCAGAGACAUCAACAUGUUCUCCUCCGCCCACGAGCUGUCCGAUGGAAAGCUGCUGGCCCGCAGGAUUUCGGAGGAAGACCCCUACGGCGCCAUGGACUACGACGGCAUCAAUGACGCCAUCACCCGCCUCAACCUGAAGUCCACCUAUGACACGGAUCUGCUGAGAGAGGCCACCUGGGGCUGGAAGGAAGGCAGGAACAUCUUUGAGAAGGAGACCACUGGAAAGCCAGUGGCUCGGAGCAAGACCAUGCCACCCCAAGUCCCUCCCAGGACCUACGUCUCUAAGUUUGGCAACCGGAAGAACGUGGCGCCCAACAAGAACCGCAGGAUCUCAGUGGAUCCGGUUGCCUCCCGACCGCACUCCUUAGCUAAUGGCUAUGAGCUGUUUGAGGUCUCCGAGGAGAGGGACGAAGAGGUGGCUGCUUUCUGCCACAUGCUAGAUGUCUUGAGAUCCGGCUACAGCACCAAGGACUAUUCCCUCACCGGCUUUGUCUGGAGCACGGUCAACCUCAGCCCUGAGCACCUGGGCCACGGCAUCAGCCUGAAGGUGACCGUGGUGUGCGACAGCGUGCAGGAACCCCUCACUUUCACCUGUGACUGCUCCUCCACGGUGGACCUGCUCAUCUACCAGACGCUGUGCUACACGUACGACGAGCUGCUCGGCAUUGACGUGGACGACUUCGUGCUCAAGCUCUGCGGCCUGGAAGAGUUCUUGCAAAACAAACACGCCCUGGGCAGCCACGAAUACAUCCAGCACUGCAGGAAGUUUGACAUUGACAUCCGGCUGCAGCUGAUGAAGAGGAAGGCAGUGCGCAGCGACCUUGCCAGGACGGUGAACGAUGACCAGAGCCCUUCCACGCUCAACCAUUACAUUCACCUGCAGGAGAGGCCAAUCAAGCAGACCAUCAGCAGGCAAGCCCUGAGUCUCCUCUUCGACACCUUCCACAAUGAGGUUGACACCUUCCUAGCAGCCGAGGGAGACUUCCAGCUGAAAGCCGACCGGGUGAUCCAGUCCGUCAUGGCCAUUUGCAAUGCCCUGGCUGCUGUGGAGUCCCAGGAAAUCACUGGAGCCCUGAACCAGCUGCCAGCCUGCCCUUCUCGCAUGCAGCCCAAAAUCCAGAAGGAUCCAAAUGUUCUGGCCGUGAGGGAAAAUCGGGAGAAGGUCGUGGAGACCUUGACAGCCGCCAUCUUGGAUCUGGUGGAGCUUUACUGCAACACCUUCAACGCAGACUUCCAGACGGCGGUGCAUGGAAACAGGAAGCACCAUCUGAGCCAGGAGGCCUGUCUCCUCACUUGUCCCCUCUCCUUCACUGUCUACGCCACGCACCGCAUCCCUAUCACCUGGGCAGCAAGUUACGAAGACUUUUACCUCUCCUGCUCCCUCACCCAUGGCGGCAAGGAGCUCUGCAGCCCCCUGCAGACCAGAAAGGCUCAUGUGUACAAGUACCUCUUCCACCUCAUCAUCUGGGACCAGCAGAUCUGCUUCCCGAUCCAAGUGAACCGGCUACCGCGGGAGACGCUGCUGAGCGUCACGCUCUACGCUGUGCCCAUCCCCCCUCCGGGGAGCUCCUCUGAGACCAACAAGCAGCGGCGGGUCCCCGAGGCCCUGGGCUGGGUCACCACCCCGCUCUUCAACUUCAGGCAGGUCUUGACCUGUGGGCGGAAGCUCCUGGGCUUGUGGCCAGCAACUCAGGACAACUCCAGUGCCAGGUCGAGUGCCCCCAACUUCAACCAGCCCGACAGUGUUAUCCUGCAGAUUGAUUUCCCAGCCUCUGCCUUCAACGUGACGUUCACGAGCCCCCCGGCUGCCGAGUUCAGCCCCAAGUACGAGUUCCACAGCUUGGGCGAGGAGGACCAGCGCAAGCUGAAGGAGGUGAUGCAGAAGGAAUCACUGUACUGGCUGACGGACGCCGACCGGAAGAGACUGUGGGAGAAGCGCUAUUACUGCCAUGAGCAGCCUGGAUCGCUGCCUCUGCUGCUCACCAGUGCCCCCAGCUGGGAGUGGGCCUGCCUGCCUGAUAUCUACGCCCUGCUGAAGCAAUGGACUUACAUGAACCACCAGGAUGCCCUCGGGCUCUUGCAUGCAACGUUCCCGGAUCAGGAGGUGAGGAGGACAGCCGUACACUGGAUCGACUCCAUGUCGGACGCAGAGCUGCUGGAUUACCUGCCGCAGCUGGUGCAGGCCCUGAAGUAUGAGUGCUAUCUGGACAGCCCCCUGGUGCGGUUCCUUAUGAAGCGAGCCAUCUGUGACCUGAGAAUCACCCACUACUUCUUCUGGCUGCUGAAGGAUGGACUCAAGGACUCCCAGUUCAGCAUCCGCUACCAGUACCUGCUGGCGGCCCUGCUCUGCUGCUGUGGCAAAGGCCUGCGAGAGGAGUUCGACCGGCAGUGCUGCCUGGUCAACACCCUGGCCAAGCUGGCCCAGCAGGUUCGGGAGGCCGCUCCGUCCUCACGACAGGCCAUUCUCCGAGACGGGCUGGUCAAUGUGAAACAGUUCUUCAGCGCCAACGGCUCCUGCCGCCUGCCGCUUAGCCCCAGCCUGCUGGUGAAGGGGAUCGUGCCCAGGGACUGCUCCUAUUUCAACUCCAACGCCGUGCCCCUGAAGCUCUCCUUCCAGAACGUGGAUGCCCUCGGGGAGAACAUCCGCGUUAUCUUUAAGUGUGGAGACGACCUCCGGCAGGACAUGCUGACGCUGCAGAUGAUCCGGAUUAUGAAUAAGAUCUGGGUGCAGGAGGGGCUGGACAUGCGCAUGGUGAUCUUUCGCUGCUUCUCCACUGGCCGGGGCCGGGGCAUGGUGGAGAUGAUCCCCAACGCAGAGACUCUGCGCAAGAUCCAGGUGGAGCAUGGGGUGACGGGCUCCUUCAAGGAUCGUCCCCUGGCAGACUGGCUGCAGAAGCACAACCCCACGGAGGAUGAGUACGAGAAGGCGGUGGAGAACUUCAUCUACUCAUGCGCCGGCUGCUGCGUGGCCACCUACGUGCUGGGGAUCUGUGACCGGCACAACGACAACAUCAUGCUCAAAACCACCGGCCACAUGUUCCACAUCGACUUCGGCAGGUUCCUGGGCCAUGCCCAGAUGUUUGGCAACAUCAAAAGGGACCGGGCCCCGUUCGUCUUCACCUCGGACAUGGCCUAUGUCAUUAAUGGUGGUGACAAGCCCUCCAGCCGCUUCCAUGACUUUGUGGAUCUCUGCUGCCAGGCGUACAACCUGAUCCGCAAGCACACCCACCUCUUCCUCAACCUGCUGGGCCUGAUGCUGUCCUGUGGUAUCCCGGAGCUCUCCGACCUCGAGGACCUCAAGUACGUCUACGACGCCCUGCGGCCGCAGGACUCCGAAGCCGACGCCACCACCUAUUUCACCAGGUUGAUCGAGUCCAGCCUGGGCAGCGUGGCCACCAAGCUCAACUUCUUCAUCCACAACCUGGCGCAGAUGAAGUUCACAGGCUCGGACACCCGCCCCGUACUUUCCUUCGCCCCCCGCGUGCACACGCUCAAGACAUCCGGCCGGAUCCGCGACGUCUUCCUUUGCCGCCACGAGAAAGUCUUCAACCCCAGCAAAGGCUAUACGUACAUCGUGAAGGUGCAGCGGGAGAGCCCCUGCGAGGUCACCUAUGUCCAGCGUACCUUUGAGGAGUUCCAGGAGCUGCACAACAAGCUACGCCUCAUCUUCCCCUCCUCCCACCUGCCCAGUUUCCCCAGUAGGUUUGUGAUCGGCCGGUCACGCGGCGAGGCAAUGGCUGACAGGAGGAAAGAGGAGCUAAAUGGCUACAUCUGGCAUCUGAUCCACUCAGCCCCGGAGGUGGCUGAGUGUGAUCUUGUGUAUACAUUCUUCCACCCCCUCCCGCGGGAUGAGAAGGCUGCAGGCACCAAUCCAGCUCCAAAGCCCGCAGAUGCCACGUGGUCUCGGCCCAUCGGGAAGGUGGGAGGGGAGGUGAAGCUGUCCAUCUCUUACAAGAACAACAAGCUCUUCAUCAUGGUGAUGCACAUCCGAGGCCUGCAGCCUCUCCAGGACGGGAAUGACCCCGACCCUUAUGUCAAGAUCUAUCUCUUGCCUGACCCCCAGAAAACCACCAAGAGAAAAACCAAAGUGGCUCGGAAAACCUGCAACCCCACUUACAAUGAAAUGCUCGUCUAUGACGGGAUUCCCAAAGGAGACCUUCAGCAGCGGGAACUGCGCCUGAGCGUCCUGAGCGAGGAGAGCUUCUGGGAGAACAUCCUUCUCGGGGAGGUCUGCAUUAAGCUACGGGACCUGGACCUGACCCAAGAGAAGAUGGGCUGGUUUGAGCUGGGCUCCAGGAGCCAAGGGACCAUGUGA